CCUCAGGACCCCCUCACUGACGCGCGUCCAAAGACAGCGCCUGUGCAGAAAUACGAGUUUCCCGUCACUGUUCUUCUCCUCGCGUUAAUUUAAUUUAAAGUAAACUCCACACGGACAGAUCAUAAUGUCGUAAUAAGUCAGCACAAAACUGUAAAAUUCAUUAUUAUUAUACUCCAGCAUACACACACACGCAGGCAUCGUCUCCGCCGACCGAACAGCAGCUCGGCGCCGGAGAGUGACAGAGGGCCCCUCCGACGCCCCUCGCAUCGAUCGCUUCCUCCCGUGUUCAGACCUGCGGAAGAAUCCGUCUGGGACACGUCAGCCCGUGACCCGAACCUGAUCGCCUCCAAACCCAUCCGUCCGUCCAGCCGACCCUCCGUCCAAACAUCCGUCCUCUCCGCUCCAGUCCUGCUCCUCCGGAUCAGCAGACUCUUCUGCACCAUUCGUUCCACGGACUUAAGCAGCUCCAUGGACCAAUCAUUAUGAGACUCUGCAGCACUCCCCUUUCCUUGCUCCUCCCCGUCCUACAGUCCCCGCCGCUCCAUCUGCGCCAUCGCUGCUGCCUGUCAACGCUAUUAGCCAACUGCAGCACGCCGUCAUGCAGACGGCUCAGCACAGAUGUCCACGCCUCUCAGCCUGUGAUUGGUCAGGACUCGGUGGAGGUGUUGGGCCACACCUACCCCCGUGAUGACUACACCAACGUCACGCAAAAGAUCUUGGCCAAGGUCGGCCGCAACCUCCACAACCAAUCGCAUCACCCUCUGUGGCUGAUGAAGGAGCGAAUCAAAGCUCACUUCUACAGCGCCCACAUCAACCGCCGGGGAAACCCGCUCUUCUCUGUCCACGAUAACCUCAGCCCCGUGGUCACUGUGGAGCAAAACUUUGACAGCUUGCUGAUCCCGCCCGGCCACCCCAGCAGGAAACGAGGAGAUAACUACUACCUGAACAGGAAAACGAUGCUUCGCGCCCACACCUCCGCCCACCAGAUCGAGCUGGUGAGGGCCGGCCUGGAUGCCUUCUUAUUGGCCGGAGACGUUUACAGGCGGGACGAGAUCGACGCCAGUCACUACCCCGUCUUCCACCAGAUGGAGGGAGUCCGACUCUUCUCCGACCUGGAGCUUUUCUCUAAGGUGCAGAACGGCGAGGAGCUGUCUCUGUUCGAGAGAGGAGGGCGGCGGACGCCUCAGAAACAGGAAACGCACAGCCUGGAGGCCGUGAAGCUGCUGGAGUUCGACCUGAAACACACUCUGACGAGACUCGUCACGCACCUGUUCGGAGAAGAUCUGGAGGUGCGGUGGGUCGACUGUUACUUCCCCUUCACUCAUCCCUCCUUUGAGAUGGAGGUGCGUUUUCAGGGUGACUGGAUGGAGGUGCUGGGCUGCGGAGUGAUGGAGCAGGAGCUGCUGAACUCCGCGGGAGCCGGAAACAAGGCGGGCUGGGCCUUCGGUCUCGGCCUGGAGAGACUGGCCAUGGUCCUGUACAGCAUCCCAGACAUCCGGCUGUUCUGGAGUCGGGACGAACGCUUCCUCAAACAGUUCAGAGUGCAGGACGUCCAGCAGCCCGUCUGCUUCCAGCCCCUCAGUAAGUACCCCCCCCUCCACAACGACAUCUCCUUCUGGCUGCCGGACAGCAGAGAGAGCGAGGAGGGGCGAGAGAGCUUCACGGCGAAUGACUUCUACGAGCUGGUGCGCUCCUUCGGAGGGGACCUGGUGGAGAAGGUCUCCCUGGUGGACGAGUUCACGCACCCAAAGACCGGUAGGCGGAGUCAGUGUUACCGCAUCAUCUAUCGCCACAUGGAGCGAACUCUGACCCAGCAGGAAGUUCGACAAGUCCACGAGCAAAUUGAACGCGCCGCCGAGACCGAGCUGGGCGUGCAGGGCAGAUACUGACACACUCCCAGCCGGUCGGGGCUGUUCAGCAGCUUCGUCACGUCCUAGCUGUGAUAUUUCCCUGCAGGGUGAAACGUGUUGACUUUAAUAACGACGUCACACGCAGCCUUUAAAGCCGACACACAGCAGAGCGUCACCAACUCUCCUGUGUUUUCUCCUCUUCAGGCUGAAAAGUCUAAAUUUGAUGUGUGUCACCUUUAAUUUCUAAAAACAUCCUCUGUGUGUUGAGUCGGCGGCCACGCACCGGCAGCGUUUCAUGACGCUUCAAACCGACUCUAAGAAAGAUUUAGAUGUUUCUGACAGCAGCUGGAUCUCGACAGCUGUUCUGUUACUGAUCGCUGGCCAGACAGAAGGAUUGGUACGACAGUUAUCUCUCUGUUUCAGGAGAUAAACGUUCACACACUGCAGGUUCACUUCUGAUUCUCCACCACACAAUCUCAAUGUUUUGAAAUUGUAUACUAAAAGAUAAUUAAGUAGUUUGGUCCAUCAUUUCUGUCAGUUGUAAUGACAUAAUACUCAAGUUAAAAUAAUGAAAGAAACAAAAGCAGUAAAAGUUGAAAUGAUGGCCAGAACUAUAAAAUCGAAGCAACAACUUUCUGCAACUAGUUUUAAAUCAGUGUGCACAACAUGACGAGCCUUCAAAUUCAACCUCAGGACUUAUUUAUAACAGGAAAAGGCUGUGAUUGAAGUGAUUUUAUUCAUGCAAACACUGCUGGGAGGUGCAAAGUAAAAAACAAACAACGUAAAUCACAACUUGCUAGGUGAAGAGUCACAAGUCAUCAGCAUAGAUUAACUUUCGGCGUUAACACAUUAAACACAAUCUCGCUCGAUGGCGUCAGUUGUUUCCGGCUUCCGUCAGCUUUGAUCUGAAACUAAAGAUUUGUUAUACGAGUAAAGACUUCAUCUCUUUCUUUUUCUUUAUUUGAAAGGAACAUGUCUGUAGCUUUAACUGAAGCUGUGGCCUGUAUGUUUUGUAUCUUUAGAUGUAAACAUUAAAGCUGUUUGUCACAUG
This is a messenger RNA of Micropterus dolomieu (smallmouth bass), 2901 nucleotides long. RefSeq names its product phenylalanyl-tRNA synthetase 2, mitochondrial (gene fars2). Lineage: Eukaryota; Metazoa; Chordata; Actinopteri; Centrarchiformes; Centrarchidae. The coding region runs from base 483 to 1889 and encodes 468 amino acids. Gene Ontology annotation, cellular component: cytoplasm; mitochondrion. Gene Ontology annotation, molecular function: ATP binding; phenylalanine-tRNA ligase activity; tRNA binding. The record is from RefSeq and is a predicted model, not a curated record. Gene Ontology annotation, biological process: phenylalanyl-tRNA aminoacylation. The transcript is spliced from 11 exons.